Chelonia mydas (Green sea turtle) is the source of this 5231-nucleotide messenger RNA. RefSeq names its product potassium inwardly rectifying channel subfamily J member 5 (gene KCNJ5). Gene Ontology annotation, molecular function: G-protein activated inward rectifier potassium channel activity. Bases 884 to 2170 code for a protein of 428 amino acids. Gene Ontology annotation, biological process: potassium ion import across plasma membrane; regulation of monoatomic ion transmembrane transport. Gene Ontology annotation, cellular component: plasma membrane. The record is from RefSeq and is a predicted model, not a curated record. The transcript is spliced from 10 exons. NCBI's taxonomy places the organism in Eukaryota, Metazoa, Chordata, Testudines, Cheloniidae.
UCUUAACACCUUUUUGUUUUUACAUUAGUAAGGACUACAAGGGAAAGGAAAUAAUAAAUGUCUAUCAUACCCUUGACUAGCAAAGGGCUCUGAGACUCCUUCAGGCUUGAUGCCAUCUCAAUGGAACACUGACUACUGGAAAUACGCAAUUCUGAGUUCCUUUUUUGCAAACUUUUAUCCUGAAGCUGGACCAUCAUCUGUUUAAACUUCCCAUAAAUUUUUAUAUUCAAGUGGGGCUGUUGCUGUGGCCAUAUCAUGGUUUGCACCAAAACCACGGAUGCAGCCUUCUGCUGUUGACCAGAAGAGCAGAGUCGUCAGUCUAGGAAGAUCACCUAAAGGAGCUGGGGAUGCACUUUCCAGUCAAAAGUGGAGUAAGACCUGGCCUAGUGGUUUGGACCAUUCAUCUGGUUGCAAAGAGGAUGGUAGUGGAGAGGCUACUGCUGCCACAGAUAGGCAGAAUUCUCCAGGAACCACCAGGACAGCUCUUGGAGUAGCCCGUUCUACACCCAAUCUAGAGGUUUUAGAAAGAAGCAGAGCUGAUGCCUGGGUGAAGGUGACACCAUCCUCAGUGCUGUGCUGGAAACAGCAUCCGGAGCCAUGUCCUGAUCCCAAAAGAGACAGAGCCAACAGUCCAUCCCCACUAGGAACUUGCUCUCUGAGAACAUAAACAACUGCCACCGAACAAAAGGGGAGGCGCUGCAAAAGCAGGAGGCGGUAGGGAGGGGAGAGCCUGGGAUAAGAAGACCCCAAUGCUCUGGUGAUGGCAUGGACCGGACGCCCUUCCAGCGACUGUUUUUACCUUCCUCCCAGCUCUGUCUCCUCCGGGUCCCCCCAAAACAUGAGGGAGCAAGACUGAUGCAGAGCCAUUGUUAGCAACCCAACCAUGGCUGGAGAUUCUAGGAUCUUCAUGAACCAGGACAUGGAAAUUGGAGUCACACCUAUGGAUCCCAAGAAGAUUCCCAGACAGCCGCGGGACUAUGUCCCUAUCGCCACUGACCGAACCCGUCUCCUGGCAGCAGAAAUGAAGAAGCCGCGCCAGCGUUACAUGGAGAAGAGUGGCAAGUGCAAUGUGCACCAUGGAAAUGUCCAUGAAACCUACCGGUACCUUAGCGACCUCUUCACUACUCUGGUGGACCUCAAGUGGCGCUUUAACCUCCUUGUCUUUACCAUGGUUUAUACUGUCACAUGGUUGUUUUUUGGGUUCAUUUGGUGGCUUAUUGCCUACAUCCGUGGAGAUCUGGACCAUCUUGAAGAUGAGAACUGGAUCCCCUGUGUUGAAAAUCUCAGUGGAUUUGUUUCCGCAUUUCUGUUUUCCAUCGAGACCGAGACCACAAUUGGGUACGGCUACAGGGUUAUCACUGAAAAGUGCCCCGAGGGCAUCAUACUGCUCCUGGUUCAGGCUAUUCUAGGCUCCAUUGUCAAUGCGUUCAUGGUAGGGUGCAUGUUUGUCAAAAUCAGCCAACCAAAGAAGAGGGCCGAGACCCUCAUGUUUUCCAACAAUGCAGUGAUUUCUAUCAGGGAUGAGAAGCUCUGUCUAAUGUUCCGGGUCGGGGACCUCCGGAAUUCCCACAUUGUUGAGGCUUCCAUUAGAGCCAAGCUGAUCAAGUCCAAACAGACCAAAGAAGGGGAGUUUAUCCCCUUGAACCAAACGGACAUCAAUGUGGGCUUUGAUACAGGGGAUGACAGGCUAUUCCUGGUGUCACCACUCAUCAUCUCACAUGAAAUCAACGAGAAGAGCCCCUUCUGGGAGAUGUCCCGUGCCCAGCUUGCGAAGGAGGAGUUUGAAAUCGUGGUCAUUUUGGAAGGAAUGGUCGAAGCAACAGGGAUGACUUGCCAGGCCCGGAGCUCCUACAUGGACACGGAGGUGCUAUGGGGACACCGUUUCACGCCCGUCCUCACCCUCGAGAAAGACUUUUACGAAGUCGACUACAACAGCUUUCACAGCACCUACGAAACCAACACCCCCACUUGCUGUGCCAAGGAGCUAGCCAAAUCUUUCCAAGAGGGCCGGCUCCUCCGCCACCUCUCCAGCGCCACCCUCCUGAGCAGUGGCAGGGAAGCAGAGACAGCAAAAGAGGAACAGGAAGUGGAAGAUGAAGGAAGGGAGGUGGCUGGGGUGAAUGGAGCCAAUGGAACAGCAGGAGAGGUGAAGGCAGAUAUGUCUGUAUAACACGUGGAUCUGUACUGGACAAUAGACAAUACAUGUGCCCCUACUGGGGAAACAGUGGGAUCCAGUGGUUAGGGUACUAGCCUGGCAGUCAAGAGAUAUGGGUUCUAUUCCCAGCUCUGCUACCCACCUUUGGGUGACCUUGGACAAGUCACUCCAUAGCCCUGUGCCUCAGUUUCUCCCAUCUGUAAAACUAGGGUAAUGGUACUUUAUCCACAUUUUCAAAGCAUUUUGAGGUCUAUGGAUAAGACAUGCUAGAUAAGAGAUGUUAUUACUGUUGACGUUCCCCUACAGAUUGCUCUAGAAGAGACUCCUUGGUUGGUCAAAAUUAUUUCCCUUUCAGGGGAUAUUUAAAAAGAGAAAACAUAAAACAAGCUAACAAUCUCCCAUCUCAGUAAGAAGAAUGUAGUUUCGUACCUUCACUUAAUUUACAAGUCAAUGCACUGUAGACAUUAUUACUGCUAAAUUAAAAGAGAGGAAAGAAAAAUUCCCUCCUGUAUCCAGCUUCCUAGUGAUUGCACAUGGUGUUUUAGAGUUUUCCUCCUGAACUGUGUUCACCAUGAUUCAUUUCCGACAGGCUGAAACAUCUAACAGUGGGAUGACGGGUCUCUCUUCUGAGAUAAAUCAGGCAUUUCUCACCCUGGCUUUGUGUUGUGGCCUCUUUAUCACGUGCAUCCUACUGGUCAGGCUUUCUUCCCAAGCUGGUACAGUGCCAUCUCUGGUGUAAUUGUUUUGGACAGCCAUGCUGCUCAGUGUAUGGCUUGUCGUCAUGGGCUGUUUAGAUCUUGCCCAUGAUAAUGGUUUUUGGACCUGUGUGUCCCAGGUUCAAUCCCUACUUUUGAUCCAUGGCAAUGACUUCCAGGUCCUUCUCUAAAGUCUGGUCCAUUUAGAGGAUAAAAGCAUACUACUGCUACCGGUUAAGAUGUAUUCCUUUUGCUUAUCAAUUUCAGUGGAGAUAUUCCAGAUUUACACAAUGGUAACAGAAUAGAAUCUGGCCACAUGUUGCUUCUGUGAGCAAUUGGGGUGGGGAGGAGGAGACUCGGGGCUAUCUACACAGCUCCAUGGUUUAGACAAAGGGGGUGUGAAUUGUAGCAUACGUUCUCAUGCUAUGCUGUAACUCCCCUGUGUAGGUGCUGUGGGCACAGACUAACAGGUACCUUGUUUCCAUUAACUUAGUCCUGUUUAAAGAUGGCGACAUUAAGGCAAACUAGGUCCCUUUUAGUUUGCACCCGCAGUGUCCACACAGGGGAGUUACAACAUGCUAGUGCAUGCUGCAGUUCACACCCCCGUAGUCUGAACUGCUGGGCCAUGUAGACAUAACCUUAAUCUGUAUUUCUGUGCCCCCCUGGCAUUGAUUCUGGGUUUAUAUGUAAUCACUAGGUGAAAUUCAGCUCUUGCAGAAGCAGCUUCGAUGUAACUGAAAUCAUUGGGAUUGCAUCCACUUACAACAGCUCUGAAUUUGGUUCACGAGCAAUGUUCCCUCUAAUUUUUGGCAGGCUGUGUGAGCAAAAAAUUUCUUCUGUGCAAAUUUUUGACAGGCCGUGUGUGCAAAAAAUUUCUUCUGUGCAAAUUUUUGUGUGCGCGGUGUUUUGCCGUGUGCGCGGGGUUUAGGAUCUGUGUUCGCGCGUACACGCGCACAACUUAGAGAGAACAGUGUUCACGAGGCUUUAGAAAUUAAACACAUACACAAAUCUGUUUUACAUAAUCUCUGGGGUGAUAACCAGAAAGCUGAACAUCAAGUGUUUCCAGUUAGGGGUGGAGAGGUGCCAAAGGUGACCUUGUUACUCUGUUUCACUGUAUGCAAAAUUCUCUGCUUUUCUUUAAAACAAAUGUUUCAGUGCUGUUUUUCCUUACGGUUUCUUUAGUCAAUGGAAAUUUGCUUUCACAUAAGUACAGCAUGUAGUUAAGCCAGUGUAAACACAUGGGCCCUGAUUCUCAAAGGCUUACAAUGGAAAUUGGGAGCCUAAACACCUUUGAGGAUCUGGGUCAUGAGUUGAAAUCCUGGCUCCACCAAAGUCAAUGGCAAAACCCCUGUUGAUGUCAAGGGGGUCAGGAUGUCACCCUUAAUGUAGACACACUGCACUGGUUCAGAAUGGGGCUCACAUGAGUGUGAUUUACCCCAGUAAGCUGAAUUGUUUAUCACAGGUUCAGUGUGUCCACAUUAGGUGGCUUCAUGAGUUUAACUACAUCCAGGUAUUUCCACUGAUAUAAAGAGGUAUUUCCCUCAUAUAAAGAGUCCUAACAGGACUAUCAGGGCCAGUGUCCUGGCACUCUCAAGCCAUACCAUCCCAGGGUGUUCAUGAAGGACUCUUCAGUAACAUCUUGGUGGGCUCACCAUUGACCUACCAGUUACAUCUCCCAGUAUAUUGGGAAUGCUUUGUCUUGGAGAUCAGCUGUCCCCUAGCUAAAGGGCUCCUGAAGCCCCUGGGAGUUCUUGGACAUGACUACUAUGGGAGCAGGGUUGGGCUCUAGUUCCACAAAGCAGGACAGAAAAAUGACUAAAUCCAGGAGGGGACAGGGGAAAGCUGCCUACAUCUAAGAAAUAAUUAUCUGUGAAAAUUGUUUUCCAGGAGCCUUCAGUCCAUGGCUCAAGUACGCUCCUGAUGUCAGGGAGAAUAAGUGGAAAGUGAAACCAGAGCUGAUCUUUGCAAGGCAGAGUGUGAUCUCUAUCAGCUUUGUCAUCUGGGCUGCCCAGGCAUGAUCAUCCAGAGCAAGACUCAGACAGAACCAUUUGGGGAUGCUAUUGAGACAUCUUUCAUCCCUUUCCUACAUACUUCUUUGGUGUCCUGCCACUCAGAAGACCCGCCCCCUCAAAGAGCAGUAAAGCUACAUUGGGGUCCUCGUCACAAUGCUAAGCUGAGCCAAAAGGAGCGUGGGAUCCAUUGGUUUGAAAGAGGGCAAGGACACUACUGCCCUUUGACUAUGGAAACUGGACCAAAAUAACUCAAAACCGUUGACCUUCAAAGAUACCAACGCUCACGUUUUUAGUGCUGCUCUUGGAGAGACAAUACUGUACAUCACAACCUGGAAAAAUCAUGGAGCAGGUCCUCAAGGAAUCAAUUCU